Messenger RNA from Nomia melanderi (Alkali bee), 4080 nucleotides. The record is from RefSeq and is a predicted model, not a curated record. Lineage: Eukaryota; Metazoa; Arthropoda; Insecta; Hymenoptera; Halictidae.
ACUGUCUUCAUUUACACAUCCUUAUACUUAGACCAUAUUUGGCCUAAGGAAGACACAAUGUUCAGCGUCCAUAGUAUCUCCUAAAAUACGUUGUAACGUAAGAUAAAAUUUCAUGUUGCGACAUCUUCCGGUAAUGUGCAGAUCAACGUUUGCAUGCGAUGGGCUUCUUCUGCGCAAAGGGGGAAUUGUUCAUAGCCUUAGGUAGGGGUACCCCCACAAUUUAUACACUAACUCUCGCCGGCUCGACUUUAUAAUGUGAAUCGGAAUCAGUCGAACACAGUUUGAGUUUGCUGAAGAAAGUGAGUGGAUGGGAAAUAGUGUGUGGUGGUGCUGGUCACAUGCCAAUAUACCGUGUACUUAACCGUGUGUUUGUUUAGUCGAAUGUCCUACACAACUAGUCGCGACCGUUACUUAAAUUUCAAAGCAGCCGACUUUUGUGUACUUAAUUAAUUAUUCGAAACGGGACCGAGCAGGAUACAAGUGGAACUAAAAAAUAAUAAAUUGGCCAAGAAACGAAUGCGGUAAAUGAAUCAUUAUGGAGAAUCAAACUAUGGAUCAGUUUUGUGGUUCCAAAUUCUGGGAUGAUAAAAUAGCAUGGUAUACAGAAGACCCGGACAUCCCAGAAUGUUUUCAAAAGACUGUAUUGGUGUGGAUACCAUGUGCAUUUUUGUGGGCUUUCUGUGGGUUAGAAGUUUACUAUCUUAUAAAUAGCAAGAAGAAAAAUAUCCCAUGCACAUGGUUAUAUAUUUCUAAACAAGUACUUGUAGUAUUAUUGAUUUUACUUAGUAUCAUUGAUUUAGGAACCGCUAUACAUAAAAAUACUUCUGAACCUGUUUUUAAUGUUGAUUAUUAUACACCAUGUGUGAAAAUCAUUUCUUUUAUUCUAGCAUUUAUUUUAAUGAUGUAUAAUAAAAAACGUGGAAUGCGGACCUCUGGACUAUUAUUUUUAUUUUGGUUUCUUCUUGUAGUAUGUGGAGUUGUUCAAUAUAGAAGCGUAUUAAGGCUUAUUAAUAAGGAGGAAGUUACUUAUUCAUUUGUAUCAUACAUGAUAUAUUAUCCAGUAAUUGUAAUUUUAUUGUUGUUAAAUUUUCUGGUCGAUGCAGAACCCACAUAUUCUGAAUAUCCAAAGGAAGAAAUGCCAUGUCCAGAGCAAAGCUCUUCCUUUCCAGCUAAAAUAUUUUUCACAUGGUUUGAUCCAAUGGCAUGGAAAGGUUUUAGGAAACCUUUGGAAACUACAGACUUAUGGUCUAUGAAUGCGGAAGACACAGCCAGAGAAAUUGUACCGAAGUUUGAUAAAUACUGGAAUAAAAGUACACAGAAAAGCGACAAUGUGCACAACACUAAAGCAUCAUUUAGAAAGUCUUCUGGACAAGUAGAUUUCAAUAGCGGACGUAAGAAGAAGGUGAUAUCAGUUUUACCACCUCUUUGUAAAGCUUUCGGUGCUACAUUUUUAUUUGGAGUGGUACUUAAAUUUGUACAAGAUAUUAUUACUUUUGUUAGUCCACAAAUACUGAAACUACUCAUUCGUUUUAUCGAGGACCGUGACUCAAUGUGGAAAGGCUACUUAUUAGCAGUUAUACUCCUAGUUACAGCCACAUUUCAAACAUUAAUUUUAUCUCAGUACUUUCACCGCAUGUUCUUACUUGGAUUACGUAUACGUACUGCAUUAAUAGCUGCGAUUUAUCGAAAGGCGUUAAGAAUGUCUAAUGCUGCCAGAAAAGAAUCCACAGUUGGUGAAAUAGUAAAUUUAAUGUCUGUGGACGCACAGAGAUUUAUGGAUUUAACAGCAUAUAUAAAUAUGCUUUGGUCUGCGCCCCUACAAAUUAUUUUAGCCUUAUAUUUUUUAUGGGAACAACUGGGACCGGCAGUACUCGCUGGUUUAGCUGUUCUACUUAUUCUUAUUCCAGUAAAUAUAUUAAUCACAAAUAGAGUAAAGACAUUACAAAUCAGACAAAUGCAAAGCAAAGACGAAAGAGUAAAAUUAAUGAACGAAGUUCUUAACGGUAUAAAGGUAUUAAAGUUGUAUGCUUGGGAACCUUCGUUCGAAGAACAAAUACUGAAGAUACGUACGAAAGAAAUAGAAGUAUUAAAAGAAGCAGCAUACCUCAAUUCUGGAACAAGUUUUAUCUGGUCCUUUGCUCCCUUUUUAGUAUCCUUAGUAUCCUUUGCAACAUAUGUACUUAUAGAUGAAGAGAACCGUUUAAAUAGCACUGUUGCUUUCGUUUCGCUUAGUCUUUUUAAUAUCUUAAGGUUUCCGUUGUCCGUAUUACCUAUGAUGAUUGGUAACAUAGUUCAGGCUUGGGUUUCUGUGAAACGUAUUAACAAGUUUAUGAACUCUGAAGAAUUGGACCCUAAUAAUGUUCAACAUGAUCCAUCCGAGCCACAUGUACUAUUAAUUGAGAAUGGUACUUUCACAUGGGAUGCGGAAAAUAUUGAUAAACCAACAUUAAGAAACAUCAAUGUAAAAGUAGAUCAAGGACAAUUGGUAGCUGUUGUUGGUACAGUGGGAUCUGGUAAAAGUUCUCUUAUAUCAGCUCUUUUGGGAGAAAUGGACAAAAUAAGUGGCAAAGUUAAUACAAAAGGUUCCAUCGCCUAUGUGUCUCAGCAAGCGUGGAUACAAAAUGCAUCAUUACAAGACAAUGUUUUAUUCGGGAGACCACAUCAUAAAAACUCAUAUAAUCGUGUAAUCGAAGCAUGUGCAUUAAAUCCAGAUUUGAAGAUAUUACCUGCAGGUGAUCAAACUGAGAUCGGAGAAAAGGGUAUAAAUUUAUCUGGUGGACAAAAACAAAGAGUGGCCUUAGCAAGAGCAGCAUAUAGUGAUUCAGAUGUUUAUUUCUUGGAUGAUCCUUUAAGUGCGGUGGAUGCACACGUCGGAAAACACAUUUUUGAGAAUGUAAUCGGCAACACUGGUCUGCUAAAAAAAAAGACAAGAGUACUCGUCACGCAUGGCAUUACCUUUUUACCAGAAGUUGAUAAUAUAAUUGUUCUCAAAGACGGCGAAAUAACGGAAGUUGGAAGUUAUAAACAACUUUUAGAGAAAAAGGGAGCUUUCUCUGAAUUUUUAGUGCAACAUCUUCAAGAAGUUGGAAAUCUGCAUGCUGAUGAUGACUCAGAAGGAGAUUUAAAUGAAAUUAAGCAACAACUGGAAUCAACAAUAGGGUCAGAUGAGUUACAACAGAAAUUAACGAGAGCCAGAUUAAGAGUGUCAGAGAGUCAAAGUGAAUCUGGUUCUCUUGCUGAUAGAAGAUCUUUAAGUGGCUCGUUAAAAAAACAGCACUCUAUAGAUAGUCAACAAUCGGAUAGUUACAUUCGUAGCAACAGUAUAAAUAAUAAAUUAACACAACCAAAGGAUAAGUUAAUAGAAGUGGAAAGAACUGAAACUGGAAGUGUUAAAUGGCAAGUGUAUUCUCAUUAUUUCAAAUCAAUUGGAUGGUUCUUAUCAAUAGCGACUAUUAUAAUGAAUGCAAUUUACCAAGGAUUCAGUAUUGGUUCAAAUUCUUGGUUGAGUGUGUGGUCUAAUGACAAUUUAACAGACUACAAUAAUACAUUCAACAGAGCAAAACAAGAUAUGUAUCUUGGAGUAUAUGGCGGACUUGGACUUGGUCAGGGUAUGUUUCAUAAAAUGUAUGGUUAUUAUAUGAUACUUAGCAUAUUCUCUUCACCAAAAUCAAUUACAUUGGUUUCUUAAAACAACGCUAUUGUAAGUUUAGUAAGGUAAGCUUAUGAAGCUUUUACGGUAACGUAAAAGUUAUCCAAAGAAAAGCAUGUUCCUUCACAGAUUACAUGGUUUUGGGGUAAUUUAAUUUCUUUGAUUAAUUUUGAACAACGAUUACGAGUUUAAAUAAGCACAUGUUUCGUUAUGUUGUUACAUAUUGAAUUCUCGAAAUAUUUUUUAUUUUUAAAAUUAUUUUAUACAUUAGCCAAUACUAUAUAACAUUAACAAAAUCUCAACGAUAUUUUAAAAUGUUAGUGUGAGUGUGGUUUGCUGUGCCUAUAGAACAUUCAUACUCACAAUGAAGCUUUUGUAGUAAUUAAAUGUCUAAAUGCAACUAUUUAAAUUUCUUUCAUAUUUAAAAAUAC